Macrosiphum euphorbiae (potato aphid) is the source of this 348-nucleotide messenger RNA. Lineage: Eukaryota; Metazoa; Arthropoda; Insecta; Hemiptera; Aphididae. The record is from the annotation of a GenBank genome assembly.
AUGUCUACAUGUACGUCUUCUGUACGUGCCGUAGAAUAUUAUGAUCCUGUUUUUUCAGAUAUUAAACCAGGAAUUUUCUUAUUAGUAAAAUUUGUUGGAGUACGUAUACAAACUGUUUUCAAGUAUGUCUGUUGUGUGUGUGAUGUUCACCAGGAUGAUGAUGAAAUCAUAGUACAGGGUUUUAAAAAAUCUGAUGUACUAGGUACACAGUUUUUGUUCAAAGAAAAUGAUAAAUCAACAAUAAAUUAUGACAAGGUUUGUGCUAUACUUCCUAAUCCUGAAAUUGUUGAUAAAACAAGAAAACUGGUCUAUCAAUUUCCAGGUUAUGUCACAGUUAUUGAAAAAUGA